AUGGACUUGGUUAAGGUUGGACAAUCCUACGUGGAUAAAAUUGUCACAGACACAGGCAUUAAGGUUCUUUUAUUGGAUGAUAUCACUUCUUCCAUAAUUUCCCUAGUGAGCACCCAAUCAGAAUUGUUGAACCAUCAGGUGUAUUUGAUCGACAAGUUGGAGAACGAGAAUAGAGAUACGAUAAAGCAAUUGGAUUGUGUGUGUUUCCUAUCAGUAUCAGAAAAAACUAUAAACUUGCUUGUUGAGGAAUUAGGAGCUCCCAAAUACAAAUCCUACAAGCUCUACUUCAAUAAUGUAGUUCCCAACUCAUUCUUAGAGAGGUUGGCGGAGAGGGACGAUUUGGAAAUGGUCGAUAAGGUCAUGGAAUUGUUCCUAGAUUACGACAUUUUGAACAAGAACUUGUUUUCCUUCAAACAACUGAAUAUUUUCAAUUCAAUUGAUGCUUGGAAUCAGCAACAGUUUCUCUUGACUUUAGCAAGCUUGAAAUCACUCUGCUUCUCCUUGCAAACGAAUCCUAUAAUCAGGUAUGAAUCUAAUAGUCGAAUGUGUUCUAAGCUAGCUUCCGAUUUGUCAUACGAAUUUGGGCAAAGUUCUAAAAUUAUGGAAAAGUUCCCGGUGAAUGAUAUCCCUCCUGUCCUGUUAAUUCUUGACCGAAAAAACGACCCAAUCACUCCAUUAUUAAAUCCUUGGACUUAUCAAUCUAUGGUACACGAGCUUUUAGGAAUUUUCAAUAAUACGGUGGAUUUAACGGGAACUCCUUCUGAUCUGCCCCCAGAUCUAAUCAAACUGGUAUUGAAUCCCUCUCAAGAUCCAUUUUAUGCUCAGUCUCUAUAUUUGAAUUUCGGAGACUUGUCCGAUAGUAUAAAAACAUACGUAAACGAGUACAAAGAAAAAACCGUCAAACACAAUUCUAAUGAAUUGACAGAUUUGAAUGAUAUGAAACACUUUCUGGAAUCUUUUCCAGAAUUCAAAAAACUUUCAAACAACAUUUCCAAACAUAUGGGCUUGAUUACAGAAUUAGAUAGAAAAAUCAACGAAAAUCACUUAUGGCAAGUGAGUGAAUUGGAACAAUCCAUAGCUGUUAAUGACAAUCAUAAUGCUGACCUUCAAGAACUAGAAAAGCUGUUGACAUCUCAAGAGUUCAAGAUUGCCAACAACUUAAAAGUUAAAUUAGUAUGUUUGUAUGCCAUACGAUAUGAACUUCAUCCCAACAACCAGCUUCCAAAAAUGUUGUCAAUACUUUUACAGCAGGGGGUGCCAGAGUUUGAAAUAAAUACAGUCAACAGGAUGUUGAAAUACUCGGGAAGUACCAAACGAUUGAAUGAUGACUCUGAAUCUUCGAUAUUUAACCAGGCAACAAAUAAUCUACUGCAGGGGUUCAAACAAAGUCAUGAAAACGACAAUAUUUAUAUGCAGCAUAUUCCAAGGUUGGAAAGAGUUAUCAGCAAGUUAGUGAAAAAUAAGCUACCCACAGCGCAUUAUCCGACUUUAAUCAAUGAUUUUUUGAAGAAGCAACGCCCUGUUUCUGAUCUAAAUGGAGCCAGGCUGCAAGAUAUUAUUAUUUUCUUUGUUGGUGGAGUCACUUAUGAAGAGGCCCGAAUAAUUAACAAUUUCAAUCUGGUGAACAAGUCUACGAGGAUAGUUAUAGGGGGAACUACAGUACACAACACGAAUAGUUUUAUGACUCAAGUUCUAGAAUUGGAGUAG
Komagataella phaffii GS115 is the source of this 1707-nucleotide messenger RNA. Its product is annotated as Protein of the Sec1p/Munc-18 family, essential for vacuolar protein sorting. Gene Ontology annotation, cellular component: Golgi membrane. Gene Ontology annotation, biological process: vesicle-mediated transport; intracellular protein transport. Bases 1 to 1707 code for a protein of 568 amino acids. The transcript has a single exon. Lineage: Eukaryota; Fungi; Ascomycota; Pichiomycetes; Pichiales; Pichiaceae. The record is from RefSeq and is a predicted model, not a curated record.